CCGGGGCGGCGCAGACCCCCUCAGUCACCGGAUCGGCGGCAGCUGCUCGGCCCCCGGUGCUAUUUUCACCCAGAGGAUAAAGUGAUGUGCAGCAGCCGGCCGCCCGCACGGCCCCCCCUGCAGCCCCAGUCCGAGCCCAGCGCCCCCAGGAUGAGGUCCAGCGGCCGUGAACGCACCACGCAGCCCGACGGCUUCACCUCCGACCCGGACGACCUGGACAGCGGCGGCUCCGACAGCUCCGACCGCCUGUCCGCCGCGGCCGCCGGGGAGGACGAGGAGGAGGAGGACGCGUCGCUGCGGAGGAGGAGACGGCGGAGGCGCGGCAGCUGCGGCGGAAGGAGGAGAAGCGGCGGCGGAGACGCGCGUGUGCCCGGCGUCAACAAACAGAGACAGGCGGCCAAUGCGCGCGAACGAGACCGGACUCACAGCGUGAACACGGCCUUCACGGCCCUCCGCACGCUCAUCCCCACCGAGCCCGCCGACAGGAAGCUGUCCAAGAUAGAGACGCUGCGCCUGGCGUCCAGCUACAUCUCCCACCUGGCCAACGUGCUGCUGCUGGGGGAGGACAGCCGCGACGGACAGCCCUGCCUCCGCUACCACAGCAUCCUGCACGGCCCCGCAGCCCUGAGCGCGCCCCCGCUGCGGCCCAUCUGCACCUUCUGCCUCAGCAACCAGAGGAAACUGCUCAGAGACGGAGGAAAACACUCAGCUGCCAUGUGAGGCCAAGCUGCCAAGUUCACCUCCAGGUUGUUUACAUGUAGAAAUGUGCUGUUAAAUGUGACUGUAGGACUUUGUACAUAUAUAAAUAUAUUUAUUUUUUGGUUAUAAGGAUAGAAAACAGAAAACUCAACACUGAAAGCACUUUCUGGUCAAGUUUGUGUGCUUCUGAACCUCUGUGUUUUGGUUCAGUCGUAACCUGAGCCGAUGUGUAAAGUUGCACCUGACGAGGGGCUAUUUUGGUCCCACGAAUAGUAUAAACCCCCACUAGCUAACCACAUGUCCGACUCCUAUAAAAAAAAAAAAAAAAAAAAGAAAAAAAAAGAAAAUAGCCUUGUUGCCUUCAGUCAAAUGAAGGAGUGAGGAGCAGCUACUACAGUGGUUGCUGUUAAGUGGCCUUCAAGUGCUGUUGUGAAAAUCACGAUUACAACGGGGGCACUUUAAUAGGGGCAUUAAAAAUGAUCUCUGACCUUUAGUGAUAGGAAACAUAGAGAACACCUCCUAUCAGCUGCUGUUCAGAAUCUCAGGAAUCAGAAAAUUCCCACGUUCCCUCAAGUGUUUACAGCCCUAACACCAACUAGAUGUGUUUGUCAAGUCAUGACAAAAUGCAUUUGGCACCUUUUUAUUUUCAGCGACACUUAAAGUUAACAUAAACCCCAAAAACUAAACAUCUCUGUGGAGCUAAUUUCAUGCCAAAACUUAAACAAAAAUAACCCAUGUUAAAAAAACAUUAAAAAGUCAAUUCAUACAAAAUGUACCUGAGUUAUUCCACCAUGUCUCUAUAUAUGUAACAGCAUAAUUUAAAUGAUGUAUUACAUUAUAUAUUUUUACUCUUCUCUAAAAUACUGUUUUGGUUUUCAUAAAUCUUUUUAUUGAUAUUUGCAUUCAGUUUUAUCACGUCUGAAGUCUAUGCUGAUCAACGUCCACAACAACUCAAACCUCCGUAAUAAUUAAUAAAGAGUAUAGUUCAUUUGGGGCACAUUUUCAAAAAGUUGACUAGUUUUUCUUCAAGGUUUAACUUGUGUUGGUCUGUGUAAAAAAAAAUGCAUGUGUAAAAAAAAUUUAAUAAUAGAAAAUGGAAGUGAUGUAAUUAAACAUGAGCGAAGAAAAUAAUAGGAAAUUUAAAUCUACUGUUAUUAACAAAAUCCAAUAAUGGACUAAAACGUCUAAACCAGUUUUUUGUUUUUAAAAAAAAAAUAUUUCUGAAGUGCAUGUAAACGCAUCAGAUCUGAUUUUUACAAUUAUCUGAUUACUAACAGUUAUCUGAUUUUUUAUUUUGAUGUAAACGGGGUCAGUGUUGAUUCUGAGCCUCAGGGUAGAUUUAUUUUACCCGGCAACACAAGAUGCUGAAAUAUGAUUGGACGAACACUCUAACAUACAAAUAAAAUAACAGAAGCUGUGAAAAUCAAGAGAAAAAAUACAAAAUAAAGAGAAUAGACUAUUGGAAAUAAUUUAAUACAUCUUCAUGGAAUAGAUAUAAAUUUGGAGGUCAGUGACUCUGCUUUUUUAGGUCAUGACCUGAUGAAACACCACUGAUCCUUAUAUAUUCACAUGUAUUACACACCCUUAUAGACUAAAUAUACACUGUUUGGCUCGCUCCAUCCUGUUAUGCAACAGCAUUAAAAAUAACUCUGAUGUGUUUUGGAAAGUUGUGUUCAUCAGUAGAAAGUCCACUUACAUCUAAUUUCAUAAAGUUGCUGAUUUCUCAAUAAUUCUAAUAGAACUAUUUGGAUAAUAACACAUUGUUUUUUCGUGUGUGACUCACAACAAAGGCUAAUCUCUACUUUACAUGGAUGUUUUGGCAAGAAAUUAGCUCUAUAUGCCCAAUCCCUUAUAACUGAAGGUGUUCCAAUUCAGUUUUCGUAGCAGCAAAUACUAGAAAAUCCACUCCAUUACAGGUUCAAGACUUUUGAUUUACAUUAUAUGUUUAAUUUUCUACCAAGGUGUUCAGUUCAUUCAGAGAAAUCUGAGUUUUGAGUCAAAAUGAGUUCCUUCUUUUGUUAUCCCCCAUAUGUGCACCAAGGGAAGUCAAAAAAUGGGUUUCCCUGCAAUGAAUAGAAUAUGAAUAAAAACCAGUACAUCAGAGAAUAAGACCAGAAAUAAAAGUAGAAUCAAAUAAAAAUGACGUAAAAUAUUAAUAGAAAGAAUAUUAAUUAUAUUAACAGUAUGUAUAUCUGUGAACAAGUCUAUAUAAUAGUAGUGCAUUUAUGUAUGUGAUAAAUAUCUGAUAAAUAUUUCAUUGUUAUUGCAAGAACAGAGGGUUAUUGCAUUUCUUAUUGCACAUAAUUCACAUUAUACAGGAUUAUUGCCAGUGUUGGGGGUAACAGAUUACAAAGUAAUGGAUGACUGUAAUUUCAUCGCUUUUAUGGGUAACGAAGUAAAGUAAUGUACUACACCAAGCAUACCAAUAACUAAAUUGCAUUUAGUUUUGCAUUUAGUCUAAUUAUUGGACUGUAGGAAUGUGAUUUCUUGCAUUACUUAAGCCAGGUUCCAGGGACUGUUUCCGAUGUCACGUUCCCCCAUAAUAUUUUUGUACUUCUGGUGUUUUUGCACAUGCGCUACGUGGGUAAAUUUGGUACAGCACACAGCAUGCUGGUUUUACACUCGUAUUAUUUUUACCUUAUUAACAAUGUAAUUUUGAAUAUCCAAAAAAAAGUGAAAUUGACUAUAGUAAAUGAUAAAUAAAUGUACGAAACAUUUCACCACUGGAUCUUUUCAUUGAAAAGAAUGCGGUUACGCAUGACUGGCGGUUUAGAGCAUGUGCAUAAUUAUUAAGAGGAAAAAGAAUAUGGGGGUAAAAAUAUAUGUGACUCUGGGUUCUGGUUGGAUUUAUCUGUGAGACGGCCUUUUUCUUUAAUAAUUGUAUUUAUUAUUUAUUUUAUUUGCUGUUCUUAUAUGGCUUAGUAUUAAACAACUUUAUACAACAUACACUAUGUUGAAAGAUUAAGUUCUGAUUCAAAAUUGAAAAUAGAAUGACUCAAAGGUCAUUGUGUUUGUUUUAUAUAUGGUAAAUUUGAGCAUCUAUCAAUUACAAAACUGAAAAGUAAAGUAAUAAGUAGCAAAGUUACUUUUCAAAUGCAGUAACUAGUAAAAUAAUCUCAUUAAAAUUUAAACAACUUGUAACAAGUGACUAAUUAUUUUUUUGGAGUAGCUACCCCAACACUGGUUAUUGCCCACUAUUGGGAGUGAUUGCAUGAGGAUGCAUUGAGGGCAGUGAUUGUAGAAGAACAGCAGAGUUAUUACUUUUUGCUGAUAAUGGUUUUAACUCAGACUGUACAUGAAAUGAUGAUUUCUGUUGAGGAACUUCUACAUUUUGACUCAAACUCAAGAUGAAACACUUCGGUUCUUGUAUUUGCAGUGUGGUGAAAUGUUUACUUAUGCAUUGUUGCACAAUCUCUGUAUCACUUUAAACACAGAACUGUGGUGUUUUGUGUGCACAUGAAUGCGGGAUGCCCUUUGCAUGGCAGGUGCAAAAGUUUACCUUUUGUCCUUAGUGGAAAAUAUAAUGUAAUCAUUUUACAAUCCACUUGACCCCUGGGUAUGACACAGCACAGACAGAUGAAAACUAUGUUGUACACUACCUCAAAGUGUUUUCACUACGAAGGCCUACCUCUAAAUCUACUGUGUGAUGUACUUGAAUACCUGAUGAACUGUCCUUUGCACAUCAAAUACUGAGAAGCUGCUUCAUAAAAACAAAAAUGUAUUUUUGUACAAUAAAAAAAGA
Messenger RNA from Sphaeramia orbicularis (orbiculate cardinalfish), 4441 nucleotides. Its product is annotated as transcription factor 15-like. Gene Ontology annotation, biological process: developmental process; regulation of transcription by RNA polymerase II. Gene Ontology annotation, molecular function: DNA-binding transcription factor activity, RNA polymerase II-specific; protein dimerization activity; RNA polymerase II transcription regulatory region sequence-specific DNA binding. The coding region runs from base 85 to 720 and encodes 211 amino acids. Lineage: Eukaryota; Metazoa; Chordata; Actinopteri; Kurtiformes; Apogonidae. The transcript is spliced from 2 exons. The record is from RefSeq and is a predicted model, not a curated record.